This is a messenger RNA of Lolium perenne, 661 nucleotides long. The record is from RefSeq and is a predicted model, not a curated record. Lineage: Eukaryota; Viridiplantae; Streptophyta; Magnoliopsida; Poales; Poaceae.
AUGGAACCAACGCAUGGCAGUGAUCCUAAAAGCAUAGAAGUAGAACUCACGGGAAUAGAAGGACUAAGGGAAGCUGCAGAAAACAAAUCAUCUGAAUCCCACGCAUCCUCCCGACCAGCGCCGCUCCAGGACUCCCUCCUCCUCCUCCCCGCCCUCUCCCUGCAGUUGUCCCACACUCCAUCGCCCUCCUCGCCGUCGCCCAAGUCUCCUUCCCCGUUCACCCCGCAUGCCGCCGCCAGAAGCCUCAUCUUCGCGCUCCAGCCGGAGGAUAUCCUGGUCCUUGACGCGGUCCGGAGCGGAGCGUACAGGGGCAGGCCGUCGCGGACGAGACAUGGAGGGGAAGAUGGAGACCAGCACGGCUGGGAGGUGUGGGCACGGCCAAGGGUGAUGCGGCGCUUGCACCUCCAUGGAGCGUCAUGGACGGGAUCGGUGCAGCCGUCAUGGAUGGGCUCGGCGCCCUGCUCGGCGCAGCCGUGAUGGCAGAGAGUGAGAUCCGGGGACGGCAGCGAGCAGGUUGUUUGCUGCUGACCAGGAUCACGUCCUUUUUUCAUAUUGAUUUCUUCAAAUCUGUGUAAGGUUUCUUUUUUUUAGAUCAACCUGUGCAAGGUUUCUUGGUUUUCUCUACAUACUUUAUUUUUAUUUGUCUUUGCUGAUUUGUUUA